Messenger RNA from Capra hircus (goat), 808 nucleotides. RefSeq names its product fibulin-1-like. The record is from RefSeq and is a predicted model, not a curated record. The transcript is spliced from 4 exons. Bases 1 to 711 code for a protein of 236 amino acids. Lineage: Eukaryota; Metazoa; Chordata; Mammalia; Artiodactyla; Bovidae. Gene Ontology annotation, molecular function: calcium ion binding.
AUGAGUGCGCCUUGCCCACGGGGGCCAAUCUGCUCCUACCGCUGCAUCAAACAUCCCGGAGCUUCCAGUGCAGCUGCCCCUCGACCGGCUACCGGCUGGCCCAACGGCCGCAACUGCCAAGACAUUGAUGAGUGUGUGACCGGCAUCCACAACUGCUCCAUCAACGAGACCUGCUUCAACAUCCAGGGCGGCUUCCGCUGCCUGGCCUUCGAGUGUCCUGAGAACUACGCCGCUCCACAGACACGAGCUGCUCCUGUCUGUCUGUCCGUGCUCCGUCACUCCCUCCCAGGCCCUUGUCUGUGUCUGGGUUCGAGGAUUCUGGAAGAUGGGCUGGUUGCUGUUGACCUCAGGCUCGGCCGCUGCGAGCGCUUGCCUUGCCAUGAGAAUCAGGAGUGCCCCAAGCUGCCUCUGAGAAUAACCCACUACCACCUCUCUUUCCCCACCAACAUCCAAGUGCCCGCCGUGGUCUUCCGCAUGGGCCCCUCCAGUGUCGUCCCCGGGGACAGCAUGCAGCUGGCCAUCACCGGCGGCAACGAGGAGGGCUUUUUCACCACCCGGAAGGUGAACCACCACAGCGGGGUGGUGGCCCUCACCAAGCCCGUCCCCGAGCCCAGGGACAUGCUCCUGACCGUCAGGAUGGACCUCUCCCGCCACGGCACCGUCAGCUCCUUUGUGGCCAAGCUUUACAUCUUUGUAUCCGCAGAGCUCUGAGCACGCGCUUCGGGCCGCUGAGGGGGCCCCCUUGUUGCUUUCCCCACCCUCCGCUCCGGAAUGCCAAUAAAGGCUCAGCGGGCAAUCCCACACAGCA